Diospyros lotus (date-plum) is the source of this 1994-nucleotide messenger RNA. Its product is annotated as proline--tRNA ligase, cytoplasmic. Gene Ontology annotation, molecular function: proline-tRNA ligase activity; ATP binding. Bases 177 to 1709 code for a protein of 510 amino acids. The transcript has 13 exons. Gene Ontology annotation, biological process: prolyl-tRNA aminoacylation. NCBI's taxonomy places the organism in Eukaryota, Viridiplantae, Streptophyta, Magnoliopsida, Ericales, Ebenaceae. The record is from RefSeq and is a predicted model, not a curated record. Gene Ontology annotation, cellular component: cytoplasm; aminoacyl-tRNA synthetase multienzyme complex.
UUCGGGUCAGUAGAAAUGAGAACCCUAAGGUCUCCACCUUCUGCAUUUUGUGCCGCUUCUCACUCUUUUUCCCAAUUCUGCACUCUCUUUAUCUCAACUCGCUCACCCUCUUUCAAACGAACUGAACAGCGACCCGUCCAGUUCCGGCAAGCCCGUAGCAGCCCUCCGGUUUUGAUAUGGCUGGUGGUGAUACCAAAAAUUCUAGUUCCAAUGCAAAAAGCAGAAAAAAGAAGGAAGUGAAGAAAGAGACCGGUCUAGGCCUCUCUAGUAAGAAGGAUGAGAACUUUGGGGAGUGGUAUUCCGAGGUUGUUGUCAGUGGCGAACUGAUUGAGUAUUAUGACAUAUCUGGUUGCUAUAUCCUGCGCCCAUGGACAAUGUCCAUUUGGGAGAUCAUGCAAGCUUUCUUUGAUGCUGAAAUUAAGAAGAUGAAGAUUAAGAACUGCUACUUCCCUCUUUUUGUAUCUCCCAGUGUUCUACAAAAGGAGAAGGAUCACAUUGAAGGUUUUGCUCCUGAGGUCGCUUGGGUCACAAAAUCAGGACAAACUGAUUUGGAAGUGCCAAUUGCAAUUCGCCCUACAAGUGAAACUGUCAUGUAUCCCUACUAUUCUAAGUGGAUAAGAGGACACAGGGACUUGCCUUUGAAACUUAACCAAUGGUGCAAUGUUGUUCGAUGGGAGUUCAGCAAUCCUACUCCAUUUAUUCGGAGUCGUGAGUUUCUUUGGCAAGAGGGGCAUACAGCUUUUGCCACAAAGGAGGAGGCUGAUAAAGAGGUUCUUGAAAUACUGGAAUUGUAUAGGUGCAUAUAUGAAGAAUACUUGGCUAUUCCUGUUAUUAAGGGUAAGAAAAGUGAACAUGAAAAGUUUGCCGGUGGACUCUAUACAACCAGUGUUGAGGCUUUUGUUCCACAGACUGGCCGUGGUAUUCAAGGUGCAACGUCACAUUGUUUGGGUCAAAAUUUUGCAAAGAUGUUCGAGAUAAACUUUGAAAAUGAGAAGGGUGAGAAGGCUAUGGUUUGGCAAAAUUCCUGGGCAUACAGUACCCGAACGAUUGGUGUAAUGGUGAUGGUUCAUGGUGAUGAUAAAGGCUUGGUGCUACCUCCAAAAGUAGCAGCUGUCCAAGUUAUUGUGAUUCCUGUACCUUACAAGGAUGCUGAUACUGAUGGGAUCAUUAAAGCCUGUGAGGCCACCGUGGAAACAUUAAUUAAAUCAGGUUUCCGUGCUGAAGUAGACUUCAGAGAAAACUAUUCGCCUGGUUGGAAAUAUUCUAAUUGGGAAUUGAAAGGUGUUCCUUUAAGGAUUGAAAUAGGACCUAAAGAUCUUGCAAAUCAACAGGUACGCUGUGUUCGCCGUGAUAAUUCUUCUAAAAUUGACAUUCCAAUGGACAAAUUGGUUGUACAAGUAGAAGAAAUCCUUGCUAAUAUUCAGCAAAACCUGUUUGAUGUUGCAAAACAAAAAAGAGACGCUUGCAUUCAGAUUGUGAAAACUUGGGAUGAAUUCAUGGAAGCACUCAGCCAUAAAAAAAUGAUCUUGGCUCCUUGGUGUGACGAAGAGGAGGUGGAGAAAGAUGUGAAAGCACGAACAAAAGGGGAGAUGGGGGCAGCUAAAUCACUCUGUUCUCCAUUUGAGCAGCCUGCACUAGAUGAAGGCACGUUGUGCUUUGCCUCAAGCAAGCCUGCGAAGAAGUGGACCUACUGGGGACGAAGUUACUGAUCGCCAAUUCUAGUUCGUUUUUAUUUACUCGAUCAUGUGUCUGUUUCCUCUAUAUGACAACUCUGAUAUUUAUUGCCAUGGUGUGAGCACCUUGCCCUUAAAAUAGGAAGUAUAGUUUUGCCCCCCAUUUCAGGCAGCUUCUUACUUAGGGGGGUGGUCAGGAGGUUGAAUUGAUGACAAAUUUUUUAUACAAUUAUAAUGUGAACUCUUAGAACCCUGACUUGGCUGGACCUGAUCUGUACUUUACAUAUAUGAAUGUUGUCUCAACUGUCUCUUUAUUCUCAA